CCAUCACUCAAGCACAUCAACACAUCCGCGUGCUCCGGGCCGUUCCUGACGUGGCGGAGCGCGAGUCGCACGCGCGCACCUUCCUCCUCCCCGCGUGGGCCUCGGCUAUUGGCCGCGCGCGCGCCGGCGCAGGUGCAGAACCCGAAACUCUGAGCUCAUGCAAAUGUGCAGCUGUGUGCGCGCGCGGCGCUUCAGGCUCAGCUUCAGUGCGUUAGAAACGCGCGCGCUUCAUAUCAACUUCACCCCGCUGCGCUCGCGCGCUCACUGCAGGGAGCGGAACAGGUCCGUGCGGAGUCCCGGAGCGCGCGCGCUAACUUCCUGCUGCUGGAACACCAAAGUUCCGGGUCACGUGAUGCCGCAGGUGACGGGGCCGGUGUUAGCGCAGCUCGCGCUGCUCCUGUGCGCUCUGCCCGCGCAGUACAUCAUCACCCAGUGGAGCAGCGGGACCGCCGCACAGCGACACCGGGCCACUCAGGGGUGGGUACACACUCACACACUCUCACACACCAUCACUCACUCACACACACCAUCAUCACUCAGUGGAGCAGCGGGACCGCCGCACAGCGACACCGGGCCACUCAGGGGUGGGUAUACACACACACACACCCCAUCACUCACUCACACACACCAUCAUCACUCAGUGGAGCAGCGGGACCGCCGCACAGCGGGACCGGGCCACUCAGGGGUGGGUAUACACACACACACACUCUCACUCACACACACCAUCACUCACACACACACUCUCACUCACACACACCAUCAUCACUCAGUGGAGCAGCGGGACCGCCGCACAGCGACACCGGGCCACUCAGGGGUGGGUAUACACACACACACACCCCAUCACUCACUCACACACACCAUCAUCACUCAGUGGAGCAGCGGGACCGCCGCACAGCGGGACCGGGCCACUCAGGGGUGGGUAUACACUCACACACACUCUCACUCACACACACCAUCACUCACACACACACUCUCACUCACACACACCAUCACUCACACACACACUCUCACUCACACACACCAUCAUCACUCAGUGGAGCAGCGGGACCGCCGCACAGCGACACCGGGCCACUCAGGGGUGGGUAUACACUCACACACACUCUCACUCACACACACCAUCACUCACACACACACUCUCACUCACACACACCAUCAUCACCCAGUGGAGCAGCGGGACCGCCACACAGCGACACCGGGCCACUCAGGGGUGGGUAUACACUCACACACACCCCAUCACUCACUCACACACACCAUCAUCACCCAGUGGAGCAGCGGGACCGCCGCACAGCGACACCGGGCCACUCAGGGGAUCCUUGAUGCGUGGAAAAGCAUGAGGAAGUCGUAUCUAAACGCCACUGUCUGGGUCGACUGGGUCACGUCUUGGAUGCCCAAACUUCCACUGUUGGGAGCGGAGGAGGAGGAGCUGGAGGAGAUGCAUGGAGACAACAUGGCACUGGAGAUUCUGAUGCACAGUAAUGAACACGGCUACUUCGCAGCUUCCGAGGUGCCGCGCAGCCCCAGGCCAGCGUAUGUCCUGCACCGUGUCGGAGAGGUCGUCAUGGAGAUCCAGAAUCACAUGGUGGGCGUGAUAGUGGGCUGGGACGAAGGACUCCGAGCUCCUCCAGAGUGGUUAAGGAGGAAAAAAUACACAGACUCCGAGAUGAAGAGAUUGAAGGACACCCCACACUACAAGAUCUUGUUCAGUGGCCCUGACUCGUCCUCUCUGAUGAUUGGAUACCUGCCGCAGAAUGUACUUCAACUCUUUGAAGGAUACAGGCCAGAAAUCCCCACCCUGGAACAGUAUUUCUCCCACUUUGAUGGGAAAAAAUUUGUGAUGCUCGACUGGCUGAAGGAACUCUACCCUGAUGACUGAGAGAGAAACGGAGACGGGAUGCACCGGCCACGCCGGAUCACACUGAUGGGUUGUGAAGGUGUGGAAGUCGUUGUGAUGUGAAUUAGCACUCGUCACUUUGAGCGCAGCUCUUCUUCCUGUUGUGCCUUGGAGUCUCCUGAUGGAGUGCGGAUGUGAUUUAGGCUGUGGCCAUGAUUUCAGAGUUUUUACAAAAUCAGGGAUGAUUAAUGCGAAUAAAUUGAUUACAGAGAACCACUUGAAUGAAUCAGAUGAAAGACUGGCUGAUAGAGUGGGAUAUUUUCAUAAUUUAAUUGCCUGUUUAUUAAACAUAACACUGUUUUUUUUUUUUUUUUUUUUUUGUGAGUGUAAUUCAGUUCAUUGCGGUUUAGAGAACGUUCAGUAUUGUGCCACGGGUUUUUAACAUGCUUUUACAGUGUUUUCAAGAAAAUGUUAACUAGAAGUGAAACACCUGAGCUAAUUAAGCUGUGGUUUUUUGUUUUUUUUUGUCAUCAUUUGCUUAUGUGUUUUGUGUUACAGCUACUCAGGAUGUAUGAUAUUUGCAUUAUUAAGCCUCAGAGGGUUUGGCUGUGAUUAAUUUUAGGAUAAGCUGCAGAGUGAGUACUGUUUGUACAAACAAUCAAGAAGGGGAAGGGAAAAAAAAGUAGGGCAGGAUAAAUUAACCUUGAAACUGGAAGCAACAACAGGUUCAGUAUAAUUUCUAUUGUUAAAAUGGACUGUUUUGGGAAAUUCAGGGCCUUUCAGAAGAUUACGUGCCUCAAAGUUUGUCCAUGUUUUUCAGUCUCGAGUCUAAAUAAAUCGUUGAUCUUCA
Molecule: messenger RNA, 2681 nt
Organism: Neoarius graeffei (lesser salmon catfish)
Lineage: Eukaryota; Metazoa; Chordata; Actinopteri; Siluriformes; Ariidae
Exons: 7
Coding region: 158-1873 (571 amino acids)
Molecular function (GO): DNA binding
Source: RefSeq, a predicted model, not a curated record